Molecule: messenger RNA, 1181 nt
Organism: Lycium ferocissimum
Lineage: Eukaryota; Viridiplantae; Streptophyta; Magnoliopsida; Solanales; Solanaceae
Product: putative cytochrome c biosynthesis ccmC-like mitochondrial protein
Exons: 1
Coding region: 429-1181 (250 amino acids)
Biological process (GO): cytochrome complex assembly; heme transport
Cellular component (GO): plasma membrane
Molecular function (GO): heme transmembrane transporter activity; heme binding
Source: RefSeq, a predicted model, not a curated record
CAAUUCAGACCAGCUAGUAUCUCUUUAAUUUACUUAAUGCACUCACAAGCGUUCGCAUCGCUACCCUAGCUUCGUGUUAAGGGCACAACUUAAAGAACAACUUACUCUAUUGACGUAAUAUUCAUUCAUAGUGGCCAGGCGGACCGUUCUGAAGACUACGGGCCCUAAGAAAGCCAGAAAGAAAAAAACCAAUAUAGGAACUACAACUAAGAAAGAAUAAGAAUAAGAAGAAUUGCUUAAGUAAGGUAGUCGCCAUAAGGCUUUUCUUUUUUUCGGUAUGCCGCUCCGCGAGCAAGGAGUGCCACGCACGAGCGGAGCAAAAAGAAAGCAAGGGGAAUUCUUCUCUUUUUUGGGGAGAAAUCCUUUGAUUGCGUAUUGAAUAUAGAUCCAUGUCUUUCUUGUUCCACUAGCUAAGACCAAAUUCUCACAUGUCCCUUUCGUUAUUACAACCUUCUUUUUUGAUGUCAAAGACCAGAAGCUACGCGCAAAUUCUCAUUGGAUCUCGGUUGUUCUUAACAGCGAUGGCUAUUCAUUUAAGUCUUCGGGUAGCACCACUAGAUCUUCAACAAGGUGGAAAUUCUCGUAUUCCGUAUGUACAUGUUCCUGCGGCUCGGAUGAGUAUUCUUGUUUAUAUCGUUACGGCUAUAAACACUUUUUUGUUCCUAUUAACAAAACAUCCCCUUUUUCUUCGCUCUUCCGGAACCGGUACAGAAAUAGGUGCUUUUUCUACGUUGUUUACCUUAGUUACUGGGGGGUUUCGGGGAAAACCUAUGUGGGGCACCUUUUGGGUGUGGGAUGCUCGUUUAACCUCUGUAUUCAUCUUGUUCCUUAUUUACCUGGGUGCACUGCGUUUUCAAAAGCUUUCUGUCGAACCGGCUCCUAUUUCAAUCCGUGCUGGACCGAUCGAUAUACCAAUAAUCAAGUCUUCAGUCAACUGGUGGAAUACAUUGCAUCAACCUGGGAGCAUUAGCCGAUCUGGUACAUCAAUACAUGUUCCUAUGCCCAUUCCAAUCUUGUCUAACUUUGCUAACUCCCCCUUCUCAACCCGUAUCUUGUUCGUUCUGGAAACACGUCUUCCUAUUCCAUCUUUUCUCGAAUCUCCUUUAACGGAAGAAAUAGAAGCUCGAGAAGGAAUACCAAAACCUAUUUCACUCGCUGAGUCUUUUUGCAUCCAUGGCUGA